Messenger RNA from Meloidogyne enterolobii, 615 nucleotides. The record is from the annotation of a GenBank genome assembly. NCBI's taxonomy places the organism in Eukaryota, Metazoa, Nematoda, Chromadorea, Rhabditida, Meloidogynidae.
AUGGGUUUAGAUUCUAUAAGAGAUUUAGGAAUUAUAAUUGAUAAUAAAUUAUCCUUUCAAAAACAUUUUGACACAAUUGUUCGAAAUGCUUAUUAUCGUAUGAAAAUUCUAUUUAAAACUAUUAGAUCUAGGAGCAUUAGAACUUGGACAUUAGUCUAUAAAUCUUAUAUCAGACCCAUACUUGAAUAUGCACCCGAAAUCUGGAACCCUCAUUUCAAAAAAAAUAUAAUACAAAUUGAAAAAUGCCAAAAAUUCUUUACAUCUAUUGCUCUCAAAAAAUGCAUGUUACCUAAAAUUCCUUAUCCUGAAAGACUUAAACUUUUUGGAUUGCAAUCUCUUAAUACCCGCAGAAAAAUUUAUGACCUCGUAACUGCAUUUAAAAUUAUUAAAGGGUUUACCCAUUUAGAUCCUACUCACCUAUACCGAUUUUCUACUCAUCCAUCUCAUAAACAAUUUAAUAGACUUAUGUUUAAAUGCAGAUCCUCAAAAAACGCUCAUUCCUUUGUUAAUAGAAGCUCUUCACUAUGGAAUACUCUUGAUAAAGUUACAUUAAACUCCCACUCAAUAUUGUCCUUUAAACACAGAAUUACUCAACUAUUUAUAAACGAAAUAUAA